Pipistrellus nathusii (Nathusius's pipistrelle) is the source of this 1464-nucleotide messenger RNA. The record is from the annotation of a GenBank genome assembly. NCBI's taxonomy places the organism in Eukaryota, Metazoa, Chordata, Mammalia, Chiroptera, Vespertilionidae.
AUGCAGCUCUACAGCAGCGUCUGCACCCACUACCCCGCCGGGGGCCCGGGUUCCACGGCCGCCGCGCCCGCGCCGCCGCCCGCCGCCGCCCCCUUCAGGGUCUCCGUGCAGCCGCCCCCGGGGCCCGCCGGCGGCGCGCCCGAGCCCGAGACCGGUGAGUGCCAGCCCGCCGCGGCCGCCGAGCCCCGAGAAGCCGCCGCCGCCGCCGCCAAGAUGCCCGCCUUCUCCUGCUUCGAAAUGGUGUCCGGGGCCGCCGCGCCCUCCGCCGCCGCCGCCGCCGCCGGCCCGCCCGGCGGGUCCUGCAAGCCGCCGCUGCCCCCGCACUUCACGUCCACGGCGCAGAUCACCGUGCGGGCCCUGGGCGCCGCCGACCGCCGCCUGCUGCCCGGGCCCGAGCCCGCCGCCGCGCCCGCCCCGCGCGGCCGCUGCCUCCUGCUGGCCCCGGCGCCCGGCGCCCCGGCCCCGCCGCGGCGCGGCUCCUCGGCCUGGCUCCUGGAGGAGCUGCUGCGGCCCGACGGCCCCGAGCCCGCGGGCCCCCCGGAUGCAGCCCGGGAGGUCCCCCCGGACCGAAACUUCCGACUGAGCGAGCACCGCCAGGCCCUGGCCGCCGCCAAGCACCGCGGAGCCGCGCCGCCCGCGGGGAGCCCGGCGGAGCCCGGCCCCGGCCCGUGGGGCGAGGAGCACCCGGCGGACAGGAGUCUUGUUCGGGGCUGGGACCGGCCCGGCGACCGCAGCGACCCUCCCGGCGCGGACGAGGCGCGGCGGCGGCCGGCCCCCGAGCCCGAGCCCCCCGCCGCGGCGGCCCGGAGCGGAGAGGCCGCCCAGAACGGCGCCCCCGAGGCGGCCGCGGCCCUCGCCUCCCGCUCGGACGCCCGGGACGAGAAGCUGGCCCUGUACCUGGCGGAGGUGGAGCGGCAGGACAAGUACCUGCGGCAGAGGAACAAGUACCGCUUCCACAUCAUCCCCGACGGCAACUGCCUCUACCGCGCCGUCAGCAAGACCAUGUACGGGCACCAGAGCCUGCACCAGGAGCUGCGGGAGCAGACGGUGCACUACAUCGCCGACCACCUGGACCACUUCGGGCCGCUCAUCGAGGGCGACGUGGGCGAGUUCAUCAUCGCCGCCGCGCAGGACGGGGCCUGGGCCGGCUACCCCGAGCUGCUGGCCAUGGGGCAGAUGCUGAACGUGAACAUCCACCUAACGACUGGCGGGAGGCUGGAGAGCCCCACGGUGUCCACUAUGAUCCACUACCUGGGCCCCGAGGAUUCUCUCAGGCCCAGCAUUUGGCUCAGUUGGCUCAGCAACGGACAUUAUGAUGCGGUGUUUGAUCACUCCUACCCCAACCCGGAGUAUGACAACUGGUGCAAACAGACUCAAGUGCAGAGGAAACGCGACGAAGAACUCGCCAAGUCCAUGGCCAUCUCCCUCUCCAAAAUGUAUAUCGAACAAAACGCAUGCUCUUGA